AUGGAAGCAAGUGUUUGUGGAGCAGGACCUGCCGGUUUACUCUCGGCCAUUUGUCUCUCACAAAAGUGGAAUGGCAACUGCAAGAUUGAUGUCUAUGACAAGCGGCCAGCACCUACCUAUUCCAAUAAAAGUUGGGAAGAUCUGUCGUCCUCCUUUUACAAUCUUGGUUUGGGAGAACGAGGAAUAACAGCCUUGAUGGAGUUUGGGGCCUGGGAGGUGGUACGAGAUGCCUGCAUACUGGUGCCCGGCCGCGUAGACUAUCAACCCGGUAGCAGCGAACCCAGUAAAAAGAUGCUGACAGACAAGAAAUAUGGGACCUAUGUUCUACCACGCGAUAAGCUUGUCAGUGUCCUCCAUCAGCAUGUGCAGGAAGAAUAUUCGGAUUCCAUUCAUCUCCACUACGAACAUGACGUCAGGCCGAUCAUGGAUACGACAAGUACCGACGACGAUGACUCGAAUGUGAGAAUACAAGUGUCCAACUUGGACACAGACAAGAUAAAAAUAAAAGACAGCGAUUUGGUGGUAGCAUGUGACGGUGCAGCUCGAACCUUUGUCCGAUAUUUCGAGGCACAAGACAAGAAGAACAAGGACAAACAAGACCCCAUUUCCAUUGUGCGGUUCGAGGACAAUAAUCAACGCGUCUUCAAGAGCAUUCAUUUUCAAUUACCAUCCGAUUGGGAACGAAACCUAAACUAUGCAGUGCGAUCCGAAAAUAGUCGAGUGAUAUUUGAUGCGCUUCCCGUCAAUUUGGAGGGAGAUUACGUGGGGAUUCUACUGUUUCGUGCCAAUGACGAAAUGGCAGAGGAACAAGUGGAUCCACAAGUCUUUCGCCAGUUUUUACAACAAGAAAUCCCUCAGUUUAGUGACUUUAUUACUGCAAUAGAGUCGAAAAAGGCGGCUCGUUCCAAGUCGUCCAUAUUGCCAAUGUUUCGAUAUGUGACACCUCGGUUGCAUCAUGGAAAGAAUUGUGUCAUUCUGGGAGACAGCGCCAAGACUGUGAAACCAUAUUUUGGCCUUGGAUGUAAUUCGGCUCUAGAAGAUGUCAGGAUUUUCGGCGAUUGCGUAGACGAUGCUUCAAGUAUUGCCGAUGCAGUAUCUGAAUUUUCGUCUCGAAGGGCAAAGGAUAUUGAGGUAUUGGUACAAGUCUCUGCGAGCCUUGACAAACCUGGCCUUGCUGGACUCUUUGGAUUCAUCUUUCCUUUGAUUCUGGACAAGAUCUUUUACAAACUCGCACCUCAAGUGUUUGCACAAAACAUAAUUGCCAUGCUCCAACGUGACGAUAUCACUUUCCAAGAAGUAGCGGCCCGGAAAAGGAGCGACCGGAUUGGCCAAAUUUGCUGCCUCUCGUUGCUUUUUGCUACCAUAUCGAGCCUAGUGGGAAGCUUGUCCGUGGCAGCAACGACCAUUGUUGGCUCUACAUCGGCUACUAUACAAUGA
This is a messenger RNA of Cylindrotheca closterium, 1437 nucleotides long. Lineage: Eukaryota; Bacillariophyta; Bacillariophyceae; Bacillariales; Bacillariaceae. The record is from the annotation of a GenBank genome assembly.